AAACAAAUAUAGGAUCUAGCUUCGAAGUGUCUGAGAGAGAAUAUUUACAGGACGGUGAUGAUCUGGAUAAACUAGCUAACAUACUGUCAACACCCCAACCUUCAAGCCUUGAGUCCAAUACCAUCGAGAUUGAUCAAGUAAAUAAAAUACAAGUUGUAGAACCUAAUAUUCAGGAAAUCACUCAAGUAAAUGAAACACAAAGCACAAAAUCUAAUGCUAAGAAAUUAUUGCAAUAUGAUAUCUUACCCUCAGAUGAGUAUUCUGACCCAGAAGAAGAAAUUAAUGAAUUAAUAUUUGAGAUUUCGGGCCGACCAUCUAUUGCCAGAAAUAUUAGACAAGAAACGAACCCUUCACAAACUUCAAAAAAUAAUCAGCCAACAAAUAUCUUAUCAAAUAAUGAUAAUCUAUCAGAAGAAAGCAGCCAGCAGAUUAGUGACAAGAUUAAUGAUAAAAUUAUUUCUGAAGAGAAUACUCGAUAUCCAAUUGUUCUGAUAGAGAGUGUUGAACUACCAAAUUAUAAACAAAAAUUGAAAUGUAAAUCUGAUUAUGAUAGUAGAGAGCAAGAUAAAGGCAAACAAAAAGAACUACCUGAAUCAAGUUCUGAUUCUGAUGAAUUGGAAGUUGAAAAAGCUCCUAAUAAAAAAAAAAAAUUAUCUUGCGAUAGUAGAGGACAAGGCAAAAGUAAACAAAAGGAACUACCUGAAUCAAGUUCUGAUUCCGAUAAUAUGUGA
This is a messenger RNA of Racocetra persica, 731 nucleotides long. The record is from the annotation of a GenBank genome assembly. NCBI's taxonomy places the organism in Eukaryota, Fungi, Glomeromycota, Glomeromycetes, Diversisporales, Gigasporaceae.